AUGAUUACCACCAGCACCGCAAACCCCGCGACCACGCUCGACACGCCGUACACAUACGCGUGCCGCCUCCUCAGCACCGUCAGCUCGGCCACCCACGUUGACACCGUCGUCAGACAACCGCAGAACCCGUCCUCGACGCCCUGCAACACCUGGCACCCGACCACGCCCCCGAUUCCCGCGUGCCCCAGGUCCCAACACGCGCCGAGCACCGCAGCACCAGUGACGUUGACUGCGAACGUGCCUAGCGGGAACGCCGGCGCCCCCCAGCGGGGCAAAGACGAGCGAGAAUACGGCCUGGCCGCGCCAGGCGUCUCGCGGGGGAAAGACGGCGAGGAGCACCGCGCCGAGCCAGGCGCCCCAGCCGAGGAGCACGGCGGCGUGGUCGAGCGGGUUGCGCCCGCGCGAGUACGGAAGGGAUGCGCCGAGAGCGAGAGGGCCACGGUGGUGAAAAUGACGGCGAGCGCCGCCAUGAAGGAGUCCCCGCCGCCCCGCGCUUCGGGCGCCGCGCCGCCCGCGCCGGGUAGAUCAUUGCUCGCGGCGAGGAAGACGUCGCGGAUGAAGGAUGAGAAGGACGUGAAGGAGCCGCAGAAGCCUGUGGCAAGGCCAAUGUACAGGGGGAUUGUCUUCUUGAUCGCGAGGUGGGCCUUCUUCGCGGCCGCCACGUCGGCCACCGCGCCGCCACCGCUGUUGAAGACAUCUGGCCGUCGCCCCGCCCCGUGGACCUGGUCGUGGUACAUCGCCGCGCCCCGUUCCUGCUUGAACAGUUUCCGGUCCUCGGCAAGAAAGCCCAUGAUCAAGCUGCCGCCCACGUUGGCCCAGAGGACGCCAAAGGACACGGGCGCGCCGGGGUAG
This is a messenger RNA of Colletotrichum higginsianum IMI 349063, 852 nucleotides long. RefSeq lists its product as uncharacterized. The coding region runs from base 1 to 852 and encodes 283 amino acids. The transcript is spliced from 3 exons. NCBI's taxonomy places the organism in Eukaryota, Fungi, Ascomycota, Sordariomycetes, Glomerellales, Glomerellaceae. The record is from RefSeq and is a predicted model, not a curated record.